CACGCCGUCUCCCCCAACCUGACCCGCAGUCCUUCCUUCCGUCUGCUCCUUCUCUCCUCUUCCUUCAUUUCAUUUCUUCCCCUUUGCAUCCUUCCCUUGACCUCGUCUCGGGUGGUUAGGCAUCACACCGCCAGAAUUCGAGUCCUCCAAUCUGCUGGGCUGGCCAACACGCAAGGCGCUUCGCAAGCGAGGAUACGACCGACCUCUUAGGCAUCAGACAGACCUCGGAGCUUGAAAGUGGGCCUGUGCCUGAGCCUGAGCCUGUGCCGGUCCCUGGACCAGCUCCAUCCACCUCCACCAUGGCCGACGCUAGUGCCCCGGCCUCGUCCGCCCCCGAAUCCAAGCUCGACGCCGACCCGCCCACCACUGAUUCUCCCCCCGUCAUCUCUGACCCCAAAGCUCCCCCCGCCCCCAUCACCGAGCCCGUCGCCAAAAAGUCCGUCUGCUCCAAGCACCCCACAAAAGAGCAGGAUCCCAAUCGGUCCACCAAGAAAAAGAAGGCCCACCGGAAGGCAUCCUCCAUCGUCACCCCCAGCGAUGACAGCUCGCCGGAAAUAAACUCCACCACUGACGAAUCUAACCCGGACUCCGCAUCCGACGGCGAAGCCACCCAGUCCUCAUCCGAGUCCGCGUCGGAUCGCAAGCAGCGCCGCCGACGGGCCAAGAACAAGGCGAAGAAAGCUCUGAAAGGUGGCAGAAAGAAGAAGAGCCGGUCGCAUCAGACCGAUUCGGAUUCUACUUCCGAUGACGAGGACAGCGAUGACUCCGAUUCUACGCUCGAUGAAAAGACCCUGAAAAAGCUGGUCGCCAAGCUCAAAGCGAAGAAAAACGCAAAGAAAUCGCGGUCAAAGCAAGAUUCGUCCGAGGAACUGCCAGAUGAAGAUGACGGCGACGACGACGACGACGACGCGGAUGCGGAAGAGUUGGCGCUCUUGCUGGCCAAGCAGAAACUGGCUACCUUACGAAUCAAGCUCGCUGACGGGCGUCGGAAAGGUCGAGGCAAACGUGGCUUGAACGAUGGACUCACGGAAAGUCAGAAGGGGAGCUCUCAGAAGACCAAGGGUCGGAAGAAGGCGGCCUCCAAGAUUGCAUUUAAACGGGUAGAUCAAUUGUGGGACAAUACAAUCCACAACUUUAAGCUGACCGAGACGGUCGAUGACCCCGACGCAAACGAGUGGGACCAGUACCUUUUCACCGUGCGUCGCAAAUUCGACUGGGACAACAAAUAUCUGGAGACCGUGGUGGACCUGAAAAGCAAGUACCUCCGCGAUGCGCUGGCCAAGGUCAUGGACGGAGUCAAGGGCGUCAGCUUGGUGCAGGAGACGGCGGUCGUCGAUCCAAACAUGCUCUUCCUAUAUCUUGAGGAGACGCGACAAUACAUGAAGGACCUUGCGCAGCUAGCCAAAGCAGAAAAAAAGAGAAAAGCCCGAAAAGUAGCCGAGCUCAAGGCAUCCCAUCUGAAGGUGCUCAUUAAGUAUCUGGACACGGAUUACGCCGAAACUAAGAAAACUCUGUAUCCGCUUCUGGACGCCAAUAUGAUCACCUUCGAUCUCCUGUGGGCCAUCUUCAAGCCUAACACUGUGGCGUACUCCUCCACGUAUGGAAACCAGGACGAGCCGCGCGCGUUCAAGAUUGAGUAUGCCACCAAGGAGUCUUCCUUCAUGAAGGGCCAAUGGUACAGCAUUGAGGGCCGCUAUCUCGAAUACGACGGCAAGGCCUUUGGCAUGGGCACCAUGGCUGCGGAGGUUGAGUCCUUCAAGGGCGCCCGCAAGAUCACCAGUCUCAGCUGCUAUCCCCUGAAGUACCAUCGCGAAGCCGAGAGCGUCAAGGCGAAGCUGAUUGAGCGGGGCAAGAAGUUCGUGGCGCUACGAGGCAUGAACUAUCGGUUUCACAAGGGCAUGGCCUUCUAUAAGAAGAAGCGGUCCGUCAUCAAGGUCAACAUUAACGGCCGGGUGAUGAUUGAUCCCGCCAUCCACCGGCGCAUCAACCCCAAUUACCCGAUCAGCACCGUCCGUCCUAAGGACCCCGACUAUCUCGACGGCUCCGAUAACGACGGCAGCGAUGAUGGGUGCUGCUGCGCCAUGUCCGACUCGGAUUCCGAGCAGGCCUUCGGGCAACUGCGCGACUCGGAUGCCCCACAAGUCCGGUACAAGGUGGUGCGAGACAAGGAGGGCAAGCCGCAUGUCGUUGAGGUCGAGCUGGAUGAGAACGGCAACGAGAUUCGCAAGGAGGACAUGGAUGAGGUCGAGGAUCCCUCCGACCGCGAUUUCACCGAAGAGGAGCUUCUCAUCGCUAGUCCGGUGGUGCUCGGUUUCGCCUUCAGCGAGAAGCUAUGGCUCGAGUUUAGCAUCUCGGGCAUCAGCGAUAUUGAGUGGAAUGAAGACGCCUUCGACUCUCUUGUCCUCCCGGACAACCAGAAAUCCAUCGUCAAGGCCCUCGUCGAGUCUCAUACCUUCCGCGCUGCCCAGAACAUUGACGACGUCAUCCAGGGCAAGGGCAAGGGCCUCGUCGCCGUGCUCCAUGGGCCCCCAGGAACCGGCAAGACCUUGACAGCCGAAGGGAUUGCUGAGCUCCUUAAACGUCCACUCUACAUGGUUAGUGCCGGCGAGUUGGGUACCGACUCGCGCACCCUUGAAGGGGAGCUAAACAAGAUCCUCGAUAUCGCUCAUUCCUGGGGCGCCGUUUUGCUCCUCGACGAGGCGGAUAUCUUCCUCGAGAAGCGCACAAUCCAGGACAUCCACCGCAAUGCCCUUGUCAGCAUCUUCCUGCGGCUCCUCGAGUACUUUCAGGGGAUUCUGUUCCUCACCACCAAUCGCGUGGAGACCUUCGAUGAUGCAUUCCAAUCCCGCAUUCACGUUGCCCUGCGCUACGGCGACCUCACCACAAAGGCCAAGCGUAGUGUUUGGAAGAUGUUCUUGGAGCGUGUGCAGGCCAUGGAGGGUGUGCAGACCGCCACGUUCACUGAGAAGGACUUUGAUCUGCUGGCUCGACACAAUCUGAACGGACGUCAGAUCAAAAAUUCCGUCCGCACCGCUCAAGCUCUCGCUGUGAACGAACAAAAUCCUUUAUCCAUGGAGCACAUCAAACGCGUCCUCGAAGUCGCACAGACCUUCGACCACGACCUCCGCGGGGGUACAGGCUAUCUCGACGCCAUGAGGAGUUAUACCUAAUUUUGACUUUCAUGUUGUUUCCGUUUGGUCUUUCCCAGCGAAAAAAAUUGGCACUCGAACUUGGCAACCCCUACCUAUCUACCUCAUCUAGCUAGUGACGACAGAUUGGAUAACGCCUCCUCCACUGACCGCCUUUCUCGUGCGAAGAUCUAUUCCUAUUUUUAUUACCUUGAUGAUUAUUCUUAUUGCUACUAACCCCAUUCCCCUGAUGAUGACGACUGUUCACGAGAUGCGUUAUUUGAAAACCAAUACCCCACUCUUUUUCAUCUUCGUCCUCGCUAUCGUUAUGACAUCUGCUGGAUGUUGCCAUUCCUUUGUGUACGGAGUAGACAGGAUAACCAUAUCUAAUUUGCAAAGAUUGUGGUUAAUUCGUUGUGCUCGGUAGCUAAAACAGAAACAAAGAACACGUAACAGUUGAACACGAA
Molecule: messenger RNA, 3595 nt
Organism: Aspergillus sclerotioniger CBS 115572
Lineage: Eukaryota; Fungi; Ascomycota; Eurotiomycetes; Eurotiales; Aspergillaceae
Product: ATP-binding protein
Exons: 4
Coding region: 300-3170 (956 amino acids)
Molecular function (GO): ATP binding; ATP hydrolysis activity
Source: RefSeq, a predicted model, not a curated record